AUGUUUUGGCGUAUAUUGCCUUUUAAACGAUUAAUUACCGCUGUUUGUGUAAAAUUUCCUGCUAUUCCUUAUCGAAGUCCAUGUGUAUCUAAUAAGUUAAACUUAUUUAACACUCCCCUGUGUUUAAGUCGAUCUUUUUCAACUAAAUCUGACAACAAGCACGAAUCCAUUAAUCUUUCUGAGUCAUCUUCUAACAACGAUCGCUAUAUCGCAGUCUUCACUUGUAACAUAUGUAACCAUCGCAGCGCAAAGUCAUUUUCUAAGCAAGCAUAUAACCACGGAAUAGUGUACGUGAGGUGUGAAAGUUGCAAGAGCUUGCAUCUUAUCUCGGAUCAGCUAGGGUGGUUUGGGGAUAAACAGAACAUCGAGGAGAUCCUAUCUCGGAAGGGCCACCAGGUUUCAAAGAUGGAGCUAGGCCAAGAUGUGAGUGAAAGCGACCUCGAACUGAUAGCUAGUCUUAAGGACAAUAAAUAUUUUAAGCAAUAA
Messenger RNA from Theileria orientalis strain Shintoku, 486 nucleotides. RefSeq lists its product as uncharacterized. The transcript is spliced from 4 exons. The record is from RefSeq and is a predicted model, not a curated record. Gene Ontology annotation, cellular component: mitochondrion. Gene Ontology annotation, biological process: protein stabilization; protein import into mitochondrial matrix; protein folding. NCBI's taxonomy places the organism in Eukaryota, Apicomplexa, Aconoidasida, Piroplasmida, Theileriidae. The coding region runs from base 1 to 486 and encodes 161 amino acids. Gene Ontology annotation, molecular function: protein-folding chaperone binding; zinc ion binding.